GCCGGCUGCGAAUUAGCCUAAGUUAUUAAAGAUGGCGGCGGAGCGGAGUCGCUCACCGAUGGACUCGCCGGUGCCGGCCUCUAUGUUCGCCCCGGAGCCCAGCUCCCCUGGGGCGGCCAAGGCCGCAGCGGCCGCCGCCCGACUCCACGAUGGCUUCGACUCGGACUGCAGUGAGGACGGCGAGGCGCUCAACGGCGAACCGGAGCUGGACCUCACCAGCAAGCUGGUUCUAGUGAGCCCUACAUCAGAGCAGUAUGACAGCCUACUUCGGCAGAUGUGGGAGAGGAUGGACGAGGGAUGCGGAGAGACCAUAUAUGUCAUUGGGCAGGGAUCAGAUGGGACUGAGUAUGGGCUGAGUGAAGCUGACAUGGAGGCCUCCUACGCCACAGUGAAGAGCAUGGCCGAACAGAUAGAGGCUGACGUCAUCCUCCUGAGGGAGCGCCAAGAAGCCGGUGGCCGAGUGCGUGAUUACCUGGUCCGGAAACGAGUAGGAGACAAUGACUUCCUGGAGGUCAGGGUAGCAGUUGUGGGCAACGUGGAUGCUGGCAAAAGCACACUUCUGGGGGUCCUGACGCAUGGGGAGCUGGACAAUGGCCGCGGCUUUGCCCGCCAGAAGCUCUUCCGCCACAAACAUGAGAUUGAAUCUGGUCGUACCAGCAGUGUGGGCAAUGACAUUCUGGGCUUCGACAGCGAAGGCAAUGUGGUAAACAAGCCUGACAGCCACGGUGGCAGCCUGGAGUGGACGAAGAUCUGUGAGAAAUCCACUAAGGUGAUUACCUUCAUCGACCUGGCCGGCCACGAGAAGUACCUGAAGACCACUGUCUUUGGCAUGACCGGCCACCUGCCUGACUUCUGCAUGCUCAUGGUGGGCAGCAAUGCUGGAAUUGUGGGGAUGACCAAGGAGCACCUGGGCUUGGCGUUGGCACUCAAUGUACCCGUCUUUGUGGUGGUCACCAAGAUUGACAUGUGUCCCGCCAACAUCCUGCAAGAAACUCUGAAGCUAUUACAGCGCCUGCUGAAGUCUCCGGGCUGCCGAAAAAUCCCUGUGCUGGUGCAGAACAAAGAUGAUGUGAUUGUUACGGCCUCCAACUUCAGCUCUGAGAGGAUGUGCCCAAUAUUCCAGAUCUCUAACGUUACAGGCGAGAACCUAGAUCUGCUGAAGAUGUUCCUCAACCUUCUGUCCCCCCGCACCAGCUACAGGGAGGAAGAGCCAGCAGAGUUCCAGAUUGAUGACACCUACUCUGUCCCAGGUGUGGGGACAGUGGUGUCGGGGACAACACUGCGGGGCCUGAUCAAGCUGAAUGACACACUGCUGCUGGGCCCCGACCCUUUGGGGAACUUCCUGUCCAUCGCUGUCAAGUCCAUUCAUCGCAAGCGCAUGCCUGUCAAGGAGGUGCGUGGGGGCCAGACGGCCUCCUUUGCUCUGAAGAAGAUCAAGCGCUCAUCCAUCCGGAAGGGCAUGGUGAUGGUUUCUCCUCGUUUGAAUCCCCAAGCAUCCUGGGAAUUUGAAGCUGAGAUUCUUGUCCUCCACCACCCCACCACGAUUAGCCCACGCUAUCAGGCCAUGGUGCAUUGUGGGAGCAUCAGGCAAACGGCCACCAUUCUGAGCAUGGACAAGGACUGUCUUCGUACUGGGGACAAGGCCACUGUCCACUUCCGCUUCAUCAAGACCCCAGAGUACCUGCACAUAGACCAGCGGCUGGUGUUCCGAGAAGGCCGCACCAAGGCUGUCGGCACCAUCACCAAGCUGCUCCAGACCACUAACAACUCCCCGAUGAACUCCAAGCCCCAGCAGAUAAAGAUGCAGUCAACGAAAAAGGGUCCGCUGUCCAAACGAGAAGAGGGGGGGCCAUCCAGUGGGGCAGCGGCAGCGGCAGCCCCGCCCGGGGAUGAAGUUUCGUCUCUAGGCCCUGGGCAGUCCAGUGGUCUGCAGCCCCAGCCCAAGCCCAGCAGUGGAGGCCGACGACGAGGGGGCCAGCGCCACAAAGUGAAGUCCCAGGGGGCCUGCGUGACUCCUGCCAGCGGCUGCUAAAUCUUCCCCAGCCCAGCACUGCGCCCAGGGAUCCUCACUCUGGCCACCUCUCACCAGCUGGGCGGAGCGGUGCCGACUGCAGCCGCCCACUCCCAGGCCACAGCCAGAGCCUCCCAUUGCUCCACCCCUGUUUUCCAGGGGGCUUUGUAAUUUAUAAAAGAGGACUGACCGCCUCCUGCCCUCUUCCCUGCCUUCUUCCUCACACACCUUUUGUAUAUCUGGGCCCUUAGUUUUUAUUCUUUUUAUUAUAUAUCUCUGUCUCUCUGUUCAGCGUGCUGUGUGUGUGUGAGGCCCAGGAAUGGCAGUGGCCAGGGCCCUGUCCUUUGGUCCUCCGUGGUUGGCCUUCCCAUCCGUCCACCCAUCCGUCCAUCUGUCUGUGUGUCUGUCCGGGUGAGGCCCUCGGUGGCUGUUGGGGGCAUCAGGAGCUAAGAGGCCACUUUCCUUUCUCCCUGCUCUCGCGCCACUGCAGGCCCUCUGCAGUGCUGGCCUGGGCUUCUCUGGGCACCUGGGAUUCCAUGCCUGCUGCAGGCCAGGAUUUGGGGAUGUGCACAGGGGGACGUGGUGGCUUCCUCUUGUCUCUUUCUCCUUUUCCCCUCAAGCCCUCAAACGGGUGAUGCCAAAAGCCCCUCAGUCGUACCUGUGAGUGUGCGGGAUGGUGUCAGAGCUACGCCCCGGGCUGGGCACCUGCCAGGCCUCCCCUGGAGACAAUCCUGUGUUUGCCUGGGCUGGCCCUGGCUGUUCCUGCACCUGCCCAUCUUCCCAGCUUCGAGCCUGGUUCCUUACCGCCCCUUCUGCCGGGGCCUGGGCCUUUUCUUGGGCCCCGGGGCACCAGUUGAUUAGACUGGGUCUGGGCUGCUGAUAGCUGGGUCUUCUAGCACCUCUGGUUGGUAGAGGGGCCCUUCUUCGGUCCCCGCCUUGCCCACCACAGGCCAGCCCAGCUGCUGCAGGAGCACAACUGUUCACACCCCGGGCCAGGUCUGAAGGCCCCACUGGCGGUGUGGUGGGAUGCCUGGGUGGGUGCAGGCCCAAUGCAGAGCACUUAGUGCUGAGAAGCACUGCUGCCUGGGGCAGGGCUGUGGUGGCGACACGGCUCUGCCCCGCAGUCUCUGUAGGGCAGCUGGCAGCACAGCUUCCUUCUCCUACCAGGGCAGACACCCAGCUGGCUGGGUCCCCCCUCAGCCUGGCCUCCUUCCCGUCCCCACCAUCCUCCCGUUCUCUGCUCCUGACUGCUGGUCCCCUGUCCCCUCCUUUCAGCUGUUCUAGUUACCACUGCCCCGCGGCCAUGGACUGACCAGACCAGCAUUCACAAUAAAAGUUUGUUCCAAGUUGA
Messenger RNA from Cavia porcellus (domestic guinea pig), 3362 nucleotides. RefSeq names its product GTP binding protein 1 (gene Gtpbp1). The transcript has 12 exons. The record is from RefSeq and is a predicted model, not a curated record. Gene Ontology annotation, molecular function: GTPase activity; GTP binding; translation elongation factor activity. Lineage: Eukaryota; Metazoa; Chordata; Mammalia; Rodentia; Caviidae. Bases 32 to 2032 code for a protein of 666 amino acids. Gene Ontology annotation, biological process: translational elongation.